Molecule: messenger RNA, 1317 nt
Organism: Aplysia californica (California sea hare)
Lineage: Eukaryota; Metazoa; Mollusca; Gastropoda; Aplysiida; Aplysiidae
Exons: 3
Coding region: 46-516 (156 amino acids)
Source: RefSeq, a predicted model, not a curated record
AAAAGAGUAAACAGCGAGACAUACACCGUGGCUCAUGAUGGGCGAAUGAGGCGUCAGUCGCUGGCCUCCCCUGAGCUUACUGCCAUGUUGGAGAGACAGCGCACUCACUCGGUGGAGAGGCAGAGAGCUGCAUCGGCCGAUUCCCGUAGACCAACGCUCAAAGUGGACAGGAGAGCAGCUCCGCGGUUUAAUCUUCUGAAGGAUCACCAGCAGACACUGCUGGACAAGAAGAGGGGAGUCUGUGAGGAGAAAGAAGACCAAGUGCAGAAAGUCUCGGCGGACCUGCCACAGUGUUUCCUCCAGCGCGUUCACCGGUGUGUGCAGGCAGGUUCUUCCAGCUGUGUCAUUGCGUCGCUGCUCAAGUCACACGUGUCGAGUCGACUACACACAGACAGAGCCAAGCGAGUGCUGGACGCGGUGAAAGACAAAACCGAUUUCUUCUGUUUGCUGCAGCUGUGUAACUAUGACAAGGAAGCUCUGACCUGUGCGUUGUGGUAUGGAGUGCUAAUGUCAUGAUGUUGCUUGAUACGUGUAAUAAUAAAAUUGAUGAUAUUAUUAAGAUCAUUUCUGUCAUGGCCAAUCCCUGGUGGCUCUUGGCGUUUCACAAUAAAAGACAAUACAAAAUUUGACAGUUUACACAAUGGCAUGUGUCAUGUGUACCGGCCUUUCAAUCUGCAACAAUCCUUUCAAAUACAUGCAUGCACUCUCUAUCUGACUAAAAAAUACAUGCACUAACAGACAAUCACUGUGGCUGCUGAUCACAUAAUAUGUUAUUGCGGACUCAAACAAGCUGGUAGAGUAUAGUUUAAAUAAAUGUGUCUUUAGAUUAGUUUUAAAUGCAGACAAUGCAAGCACCUCUCCUGAAUGCAGUGGGAGGGAAUUCCUCGCGGAGGGAGCAGCUGUCAAUAAAAAAAACAAGAAUGGUUGUUCUGUCCAUGUACAGCAGUUUUGUGUACAUGUAGUUGUGAUAAAAAAAAGAGUUUGUUUCCAUACUGUUUUCUUAUGCCUUGCUCAAGUUAUAGUUUCUUUUUGAUAGUAAUUAUUGCUUCAAAGGCUUUUUUUUCUGUACUGUGGGCCUAUAAUUGUACCUCACACAACGAAUACUGUCUUUAUCAUAUUAUGUAUGCAGCUGUUUUGUAGUCGUGGCAACGAAGGAUUUGUAUCUGUUACUGUUUUUUGUACCUUUCAAGUGAAAGUGUCAUUGGGAUAGUAGCCAUAGCAACGAAGAGUUGGGUUUUUGUGUAAUGUAGGUCUGUUAUUGUGCCUUACCCAAGGGACGGUCUUUAAUAUUUGUGAAGCGUGCUGUCGAAAUGAGUU